Haemonchus placei is the source of this 1536-nucleotide messenger RNA. The record is from the annotation of a GenBank genome assembly. NCBI's taxonomy places the organism in Eukaryota, Metazoa, Nematoda, Chromadorea, Rhabditida, Trichostrongylidae.
AUGUACCAACGUGUUCUCAACUUGGCUGUUCUAACCAGAACGGAACGAAAUCAGUUGAAGUUCGCUCAUAAUGAUGAUGAAGGGAUGGAGACUGAUGCGUGCGAGCGAGAGGUCGACUUAAAAGGGGGUCUCUGUAUUGAAGGGGUUUACUAUCGGCCAAAAACUUCUCCUCGGCCGAAACAAAACCAGUCAUCCAUCUCGAAAACUGAGGUAGUCAUUCCAGAAGAGCUAAGAGUGAAUCUUCGAGAAAGUUCGGCUACUGUGGACACGACCAAUAUAACUCUGGACUAUGAGGAUCCACUUCAAGGCAUAACACUAGAUCAGUCAAGCGCUGAGCCGUCCUUGGAAGAUGACUGUGUCAUUAUAGAUGGAUCUCCAAAAAGAGCUAAGAGCAGUGACUUACCUGUCAGCUGCGUAAGUAUUGAAGAGGCCUCGCAAUCACAGUCUCAGUCAUCAAAGCUCAGCGAAGACAAAGUUCAAAAAGGCACUGACUUUUCUUCAAGUUCAGCUGAAGAUAUACAUAUGUCCAGUAAUAGCCAUGAGGGCGAUUCGACUCCUUCAAGCAUUCCUAAUGAAGAGGAUGGGUCACAACCGUCGACUAGUAGCAGGAAUAGCCCAGACCUGUUUGAUGAGAAGAGCAGAGAUGCUAGAGAAGCAUCACUAAUAACGUUGGAUACAACCCCAUUACGAAGCUGUUCGCUCCGAAAGAGGUCUUCAGCUGUGCGAGUUUCACUGAACCAUGAAUUAAGUGAGUUUUCACCGGGACGCAACUCUCCUAAGAUUGGAUCAGCUGACUGCAACAAACCAAUGGAGACCUCCCCUAUAAGGAUGAAUACUACUGGAGGGAGUGGCAGCAGUGAUAAUGAAAUAGUUUGCCUGGGAGAGCAGCCUGGAACACAAACAUCAACGACAUCCAGCGAUCCGUACAGGAAUGAAUAUUUUGACUACCACGAUCCUUUUAUGGAGCCAUGGUACGAUCCGGUUGAAAUGCAACCAUCACAAGCGUGCUCAGAACCUAUAAGAGAGGCAGAACCUGUGGGGGAGGAUAUUGAAGCAACACCAUCGCAUGGUACAAGUCGCCGUCGCUCGUCAAGAACUGAAAGAAAAUCUUUAACCCAGAUCCCUAUGCGACCUUGCAGUUCUACGCUGGAGCGAGCUGAGCCCAUGGUACAGAAAAGCCCAGCGAACAGCCCCGCGGUCAGCAGUAAGGUCCACGCUGCUUCUCAGGAUUCGUUCUUCGACACACCGAUAUUCCUGAAUAAGGAAGUAGGAACAGUUGAGGACGAUCCUAGAAACUGUGAAGUGACUGAUAUUGUUCAACCGAUGUCACAACAGACCACACCUGUACAACCUGACAGAAAGAAGCCCAGAUUUGGUUCGAACGUCAAGAUUUUGAAGACGUCUGGUAUUACACCGAUGUCUAAUUACGACGGUAUGGGGAACGAUGAAUUGAAGCGAGAACUAGCCAAAUUUGGCCUGAAGCCAAUGGGCAGGAAACGAGCGAUCGCUAUACUGAAGAAAAUUUACUCAGAAGUA